Molecule: messenger RNA, 1224 nt
Organism: Knipowitschia caucasica
Lineage: Eukaryota; Metazoa; Chordata; Actinopteri; Gobiiformes; Gobiidae
Source: the annotation of a GenBank genome assembly
AUGCCAGCCCCAGAGACCAUCCCCCUGGGAGAGUGCACCCUGUCCCAGUCCCAGGAGCAGCUGUCUCCUCCACUGUCCCGCACAGAGAGCACCGUCUUCAGCCUGUCCCGCGGAGACUCCCUCUGGAACACCUCCCAGGACUCCUCCUCCUGCCCCGCCCCCCCCAAUGCCAACUGCUCGGACGUCUUCUGGCUGCCCAUCCACCUCAUGACCACCGGGGGCAGCUUCCUCCUCUGUGGCGUGGUCAUCAGCGGCCUGUACUUCGCGGGACACUGCAGGAAGGUGACCAACAUCCUGGGGCCCGCUCUGCUCUCCAUCGGCCUCAUGGUGUUUGUGGUCGGGGUCGUUCUGAUCCCCAUCACCAAAGAGAACCGCAAACAGAGCCUGAAGAAGCCGGCCUCGUACUACCGCCCUCCGGCCUUCAGCGUACCUGCCCUUGGCCACAGUAGCCCGGCCUCAGACCCCAGCCUCAGUCCCCGGCCUCAGUCCCCGGCCUCAGAUCCCGGCCUCAGUCCCCGGCCUCAGACCCCGGCCUCAGCCCUGGGCCUCUGCAGUGUCAGCAGUAUGGAGGUGCGGGCCGCCAUCGGGGCCUGCCUGCCGAUCUUCCUGCUCGCCUUGGUCUUCGACAUCACUGGGAUCAUUCUUCUCUUCCUGGGGAUCUUUGGCGACCUUCGAAUCAAAGGCGUCUUCUACGGGGACUUCCUGAUCUACACCGGGUCUCUGAUCCUGUUCUUCAGCCUGUUCCUCUGGCUGUUCUGGUACCUGGGCAACGUCCCGCCGCCGUACGACCCGCUCACCGCCGCCGCCGUGGGGAAAGGAGGCAGCAUCAUGGAGCUGGCCAGGAGCAUCUCAAGGAGGCUGAGCGAGAAGCUGAAGGGGGAGGUGCUGAGGAGGGAGGAGGGGGAGCAGGAGGAGGAUGAGGAGGAGGGGGAGAAGAAGAAGGGGAAGAAAACAGGGCGAGUUACGUGGGGGAAGUCCACCGCGUACGUGAACCCAGGGUACGAGCGCGACCCGGAGGAGGCGAGAGACCCAAAGGGUGAGGACAGAAAGGACACAGCAGAAGAUCAGAAAGAAGACAAGAAGAGUCAGGAGCAAACCGUGGACGACGCAGAGUCUGAGAGUGAAGACCAGAAGGAGCAGAGACCGGAUCAGGAGGAGCCUCCAGACAGCGGCGUGGACACCAGAGAGGACAUGACAGACGCAGAAUCUGGUUCUUUGUUCUGA